This is a messenger RNA of Aspergillus ochraceoroseus IBT 24754, 1590 nucleotides long. RefSeq names its product aldo/keto reductase. The record is from RefSeq and is a predicted model, not a curated record. Lineage: Eukaryota; Fungi; Ascomycota; Eurotiomycetes; Eurotiales; Aspergillaceae. The coding region runs from base 207 to 1457 and encodes 416 amino acids. The transcript has a single exon.
AGUGUACAAAGGGGUUAACACGGAGUAUAUGGAAUUAUUUCCCUGUCGACCCAUGGAUCUAUCUGAGCUCUUGUGCAUUCCACCUUAACCGGAUGACAUGCUGUGGUUCCUCUGUCUUCACCAUGACGCUUGUCUCCGUCUCUCCACCUUGCUGCUAUUCUAGCGGUGUUGCGCAGCUAUAACUUAUAAAUACUGGAGGAUUUCCAAUGGCAGAAGAAGAAGAAAGAAGCGAAACCAUCAGAUCAACCUUCACUACACUUGGAAAACAUUACUCUCUAAUAUCAAUCCAAUUCAGCCUCAUCAUGACCGACUUCCUCAAACCAGCACCUGAGCCACUUACUGAGCUAGGUCGCUAUCGGAUUCUUUCCUCAACAGCGGGGAUUCGUGUAUCCCCGCUGCAAUUGGGAGCCAUGUCUAUUGGCGAGGCAUGGUCGGAGAUGAUGGGAUCAAUGGAUAAGGAGUCAUCAUUCAAACUCCUGGAUGCCUUUGUUGAAGCGGGCGGUAACUUUAUUGAUACGGCCAACAAUUAUCAGAAUGAGCAAUCGGAGGCUUGGAUUGGCGAAUGGAUAUCACUCCGGGGCAACCGUGAUCGACUUGUGCUCGCAACCAAAUUCACCACAGACUAUAGGUCCCAUGCGGUUGGCAAGGGCAAUGCUCCAAAUUCCUGCGGAAACCACCGACGCUCUCUGCACAUGAGCUUGCGUGAUUCCCUCCGCAAGCUCCAGACAGACUGGAUUGAUAUCCUCUACGUCCACUGGUGGGAUUACACCACCUCUGUUGAAGAGAUCAUGGACAGCCUCCAUAUCAUGGUGGAGCAGGGCAAAGUGCUUUACCUGGGCAUCUCAGAUUCACCUGCGUGGGUUGUAAGCGCCGCUAACACCUAUGCGCGCGAUCACGGCAAGACCCCCUUCAGUAUAUACCAGGGACGGUGGAACGUGAUGCUGCGGGAUUUUGAACGGGAUAUCCUCCCCAUGGCCCUCCAUUUCGGCAUGGCCCUUGCCCCUUGGGACGUGCUCGGCGGCGGCAAAUUCCAGUCUGCAAAGGCAAUGGAAGAACGUCGAAAGGCUGGGGAGGGCCUGCGGUCUAUGAUUGUAUCAGGAAAGCAGACACCGGACGAAGUGAAGAUGAGUGAGGCUCUGGGUCAAGUGGCGGCUGAGCACGGUAUUGAGUCAGUCACGGCCAUUGCUCUGGCCUACGUCAUGGCGAAGGCGCCUUAUGUGUUUCCCUUAGUCGGAGGCCGCAAAAUUGAGCAUCUUCAUGAUAAUAUCCAAGCCCUGAAGAUCAAAUUGACCCCGGCGCAAAUCGAAUAUCUCGAGAGUGUUCGUCCCUUUGACGUGGGGUUCCCCCAAAACAUGAUCGGCGCUGAUCCCAGGAUCACUGGAGUUCCAGGGCCCUGGUUGGCAAUGAAUGCGCAAUUUGCCCUCAUGCAAACUUCAAACCCGAUUUCUCCUCCAUAAAGGAAGUCUUAUGUUGGGACUCAUCUAAGAAUGAUAGGAGAUGGCUUGGUGGUUUAAUUAUGGGAAGAUUGAGGACAGGUUGCUACAAAUAACUUUGUCGCCAAUUUGCACAUUAGUUUUGACUGUAAAAUGA